AUGGUGAAUCUCUCGAUACCUGGGCUACUGUUGCUUUCCGCAUAUUCCUUAAAUUCUGCAAGUGCGGGGGAUGUAUAUGAGAUAUCUUCUGGUAAUCCACCCGACAUAGAGCCAACAUCUACUUCUCUAGAAACAAAUGUAGUUACCAACUAUAUUCCAGAACCCAAUGCGGAUUCAGAAUCUGUACAUGUUGAAAUCCAGGAACAUGAUAACAUCAAUCCACAAGACGCUUGCGAUAGUGAGCCGCUCGAACAAAUGGAUUCUGAUACCAGGGUGUUGCCCGAAAGUUUGGAUGAGGGGGUACCACACCAAUUCUCUAGAUUAGGGCACCACUCAGACAUGGCAUCUGAUAUAAAUGAUGAAGAACCAUCAUUUAAAAUCGGCGAGAAUGACAUAAUUCAACCACCCUGGGAAGAUACAGCUCCAUACCAUUCAAUAGAUGAUGAAGAGCUUGACAACUUAAUGAGACUAACGGCGCAAGAAACAAGUGACGAUCAUGAAGAAGGGAAUGGCAAACUCAAUACGAAUAAAAGUGAGAAGACUGAAAGAAAAUCGCAUGAUACUCAGACACCGCAAGAAAUAUAUGAAGAGCUUGACAACUUACUGAGACUAACGGCACAAGAAAUAUAUGAAGAGCGUAAAGAAGGGCAUGGCAAACCCAAUACGAAUAAAAGUGAGAAGGCUGAAAGAAAAUCGCAUGAUACUCAGACAACGCAAGAAAUAUGUGAAGAGUGUGAAGAAGGGCAUGACAAAAUCAAUAAGAAUAAAAGUGGAAAUGCUGGAAUAAAAUCGUAUGAUACUCAGACACCGCAGGAAACAAGUGACGCUCAUGAAGAAGGGCAUGACGAAAUCAAUACGAAUAAAAGUGAGAAGGCUGAAAGAAAAUCGCAUGAUACUCAGACAACGCAAGAAAUAUGUGAAGAGUGUGAAGAAGGGCAUGACAAAAUCAAUAAGAAUAAAAGUGGAAAUGCUGGAAUAAAAUCGUAUGAUACUCAGACACCGCAGGAAACAAGUGACGCUCAUGAAGAAGAGCAUGGCAAUCUCAAUAAGAAUAAAAGUGGGAAGGCUGGAAUAAAAUCGCAUAAUACUCAGACACCGCUGAAAAAAAAAGACUUUUGUAAAGAAGGGUGUCAUGGUUGCAAUAAUAAGCCCGAGGAUAAUGAAAGAGACCCGUCGUCGCCUGAUGAUGAUGGUGGCUGCGAAUGCGGCAUGACGAAUCACUUUGUCUUUGACUACAAGACAACACUCUUGUUAAAGAGCCUCAAGACUGAAACAUCCACUCAUUAUUACAUUGCCAUGGCUGCAAUUUUUACUAUUUCAUUAUUCCCAUGCAUGUUUAAGGCUUUCCGUGCGAUAAUAUCCCAUAAGCUUCGUAAAAAUGGCUCCAACGCUAAAUUGGCACUCUCUAUGUUCCUAUCCUUUAUAUUUUCACUUAUAAUAUUAACCCUGGAUUACGGAUUAAUGUUACUGGCGAUGACAUUUAAUGUGGGUUACUUCUUCGCAAUAAUCAUUGGAUCUUCACUUAGCUACACUAUGUUUGGAUUGCUAUUCGAUUCCCCUUGUGACUGUGGCGGGAAAAAAGCCAUUCUCAGUGAUUGUUGUGGUUGA
Molecule: messenger RNA, 1608 nt
Organism: Babesia microti strain RI
Lineage: Eukaryota; Apicomplexa; Aconoidasida; Piroplasmida; Babesiidae
Product: BMN1-20
Exons: 1
Coding region: 1-1608 (535 amino acids)
Biological process (GO): copper ion transmembrane transport; intracellular copper ion homeostasis
Cellular component (GO): plasma membrane
Molecular function (GO): copper ion transmembrane transporter activity
Source: RefSeq, a predicted model, not a curated record